Messenger RNA from Corvus hawaiiensis (hawaiian crow), 2374 nucleotides. It is a transcript of the gene HABP2, whose product is annotated as hyaluronan binding protein 2. Bases 82 to 1761 code for a protein of 559 amino acids. The record is from RefSeq and is a predicted model, not a curated record. The transcript is spliced from 14 exons. Gene Ontology annotation, biological process: proteolysis; blood coagulation. Gene Ontology annotation, molecular function: serine-type endopeptidase activity; calcium ion binding. Lineage: Eukaryota; Metazoa; Chordata; Aves; Passeriformes; Corvidae.
UCGAAAGAUUGUGGCUUGUCUGAAAAAACAUAGGCAAGAAGAAAAAGCUAAUUUCAAGAAAAAGCUAAUUUCAAGAAAAAGAUGAGAAUGGUUAGCAGUGCUUUGAUCCUUCAAGUUCUUCCACUGGUUAUUCUCCUAGGGACCACAUGUUUGCGCGCUUCCCAUUUUUCCUUCUGGGCCAACAUGAUGGAAGAUGAGGCUGAUGACUACGAGAACUACUACGACUACACAGAACCGGAUCAGGACACCAACCUCCAGCAGGAGCCCUGGGAAGAAAUUAGCUGGUUUGAGACAUCUUUAGGUGACAGCUUUGACAUGAAAGAUGCAUGCUUCUCCAACCCCUGCAAGAAUGGUGGUACAUGUGAAGCCAAAGGAAGAGACUUCAGCUGUCACUGCCCUGAGCCAUACGGUGGGACUACAUGUGAAAAAGUGGAGGACAUGUGUCUGGAGAAGAACUGCAACCAUGGUGACUGCCUGAUUAUAUUAACUCCACCUUAUUUUAAGUGCAGCUGCAAGCCUCCCUACAAGAGACCCUCCUGCCAAUAUGCAUCCAAACAGUGCAGUCCAAACCCUUGCAAAAAUGGAGGUAUCUGCAGACGGAACAGAUACAGGUCAAAAUUCACCUGCAAGUGCCCUGAACCUUUCAGAGGGAGAUUCUGCGAGAUCGGACCUGAUGAUUGUUAUGAAGAGGACUCCUCUACAUACAGAGGAACAGUGAACCAAGCAGAAAAUGGCAGGACCUGCCUGCACUGGAAUUCCCACCAUCUCUUGGACCACCCUUUUAAUGCUUUUAUGGAGGAUGCUGACUCAUACGGCAUUGGUGAACACAACUUCUGCAGGAAUCCUGAUGAGGAUGAAAAACCUUGGUGCUACAUCAGAAAAAAUAAGAAAGUAGAUUGGGAAUACUGCAAUGUUUCACCCUGCUCAGCUGAAGAGACUCCAACAGAACCCCCAACAGACCCCCCUGAAAUAUUCCAAACCUGUGGACAACCAGAAGUUCGUAGAACACGCAAGAGGAUCUAUGGUGGAUCCAAGGCUACACCUGGACAACAUCCCUGGAUGGCAUCUCUGCAGAGACAGACUCCAGAUGGGAAUGAACAUUUCUGUGGUGGAGUGCUAAUUAAAUCAUGCUGGGUUCUUACUGCUGCACACUGCCUUGAAAACCCAGAAACAAAGAUCCAAGUAGCCCUUGGAAAGCAAAACCUCAAGACGAAAGAGAAUCAUGAGCAAGUAUUUGAUGCAGUGCAAAUAAUUUUACAUGGUGAAUACAGAGACAAGGGUGGUGUCCUGUACAAUGAUAUUGCACUACUUAAACUGCAGCCUGUUGACGGUUCCUGUGCAGUGGAAACAAAGUAUGUGAAAACAGCAUGUGUCCCUGACUUCUUCCUUCCUGUUGGGGCCUCCUGCUUCAUUUCUGGAUGGGGCGAGACAGAGACAGAUGAACAAUCCCAUCAGCUGUUAGAUGCCAAUGUCAAGCUGAUUUCGCAGAGGAAAUGCAAUGAACCCAAACUACAUGAUAACAGACUGGAUGAUAGCAUGCUUUGUGCAGGAAGGCUUCAGAAACCUGGAAUCGAUUCUUGUCAGGGAGACUCUGGAGGCCCACUGACUUGUGUAGAAAACGGCUCCUACUACGUAUACGGCCUUGUGAGCUGGGGUGAUGGGUGUGGGUUAAAAAACAAGCCAGGAGUUUAUACCCAGGUGACAAAAUUCGCCAGUUGGAUUACAGCUGUAAUUCAGUCUUCAUCGAGAUCACAUUAUUAGGAGAGAGAUUUGGAAUGACAAACGAAUUUCUGAAGCAUCGGGGUUGACUCCGACUUGCUGAGAUCCUUCUGUUGCCAACUGGUCCUGUAAAAUCACACCCAAAUAAAUUGUGAAACCAGCCAGCGGACAGGAGAGGGUUUUAACUAUUAUUCUGUAACAAUAUUUUCAUGCUCAAAAUUACACAACUGGCAAAAAAAAUGAGGAAAAUCUAAAUCACUGUUCUGCACUGAGCAUAUUUCUGCAGUGGAGAAGUACAAAAAACGGACCUGUUCAUGUAAGUUAGAUACCUCACAUACCAAAGGACUAAAUGUGCUCAAGUCCUAGUUUCUAUUUUGAACCCUAAACAAAAAGCAAACCAACAAACACCUGAGUUCCACAUGGAUUGCACACCUGUAGGUUUCCCUGGGACCAUCAGAUCACUCUCAUACCUUUUACUUAAGAAGAUAUUGCCUGUAGCUCCCACUACAUGCUUCACCCAACCAUAGUUCUCACUUAUUUCCUGAGUAACUUUUCAUAUGGGAAUGUAAAUCAUGGAUAUGUACUGUUUCUUUUGGUCUGGAUUAUUGUUUGACUUCUUACCAAAGUUAACAAUUAAAUGAUCAAAGUGUUUGAA